UCUGCCUUUCCUUUUCCGCUGUAGGAACGUUAACGUGCCUAAGGUGCUCGGUUCUUCAUUCGAAGCUAAGGCCCCCAAUCCGGCGACUAGCACCGUCAAACUUAGGCAUCCGAACCCACUAAACAAAAAUCCAUCAUCUACAAUGGCCUCUGUGUCCGAGCUCGCCUGCAUUUACUCCGCUCUGAUCCUCCACGACGAUGAAGUCACCAUCACAGAGGACAAGCUGAAUGCUCUGAUCAAGGCUGCUGGAGUCACUGUGGAGCCCUUCUGGCCAAGUCUGUUUGCCAAGGCGUUAUCCAGCAUUGACAUCGGCAGUCUGAUCUGCAACGUCGGCGCUGGAGGAGGCGCGCCCGCUGGUGUUCCCGCCGCAGGAGCUGUUGCAGUAGCUGGUGGUGACGCCCCAGCUAAAGAGGAGGAGAAGAAAGAGGAGAAGAAGGAAGAGUCUGAGGAGUCAGACGACGACAUGGGCUUUGGUCUCUUUGAUUAAAGCGGCUGUUUUUCUAAGAAAACACAAUAAAAAUGUAAAAAGAAAUAAAAAAAAAACAUUUUCACAA
Molecule: messenger RNA, 554 nt
Organism: Girardinichthys multiradiatus
Lineage: Eukaryota; Metazoa; Chordata; Actinopteri; Cyprinodontiformes; Goodeidae
Gene: rplp1
Product: ribosomal protein, large, P1
Exons: 4
Coding region: 143-487 (114 amino acids)
Biological process (GO): cytoplasmic translation; translational elongation
Cellular component (GO): ribosome; cytosolic large ribosomal subunit
Molecular function (GO): protein kinase activator activity; ribonucleoprotein complex binding; structural constituent of ribosome
Source: RefSeq, a predicted model, not a curated record